AUGGUCCAGGCCCAAAACACAGAGAGGCUGAUUAAGGAGCAGUUUAAGAAGCUUCACCAGUUUCUACAAGAGGAAGAGGAGGUCAGGAUCUUUGCUCUGAGGGAUGAAGAGUGGCGGAAGAGUCGGAUGAUAAGGGAGAAGAUUGAGGCUCUGAGCAGAGAGAUAGCAGCUCUUUCAGACACAGUCAGAGCCACAGAGGAGGAGCUGAGAGCUGAAGACAUCUUAUUCAUGCUGAACUACAAGGUUGCAGUGGACAGAGUCCAGCAGCGCCCCCUGCUGGGUGAUCCACAGCUGGUCUCAGGAGCUCUGAUAGAUGAGGCCAAACACCUGGGCAACCUGACCUUCAACAUCUGGAACAAGAUGAAGAAGAUGGUCUCCUACACUCCUGUGAUUCUGGAUCCAAACACUGCUCAUCCAGAACUCAUCCUGUCUGAAGAUCUGACCAGUGUGAGAUGUGGAGUGAAACAGAAGCUUCCUGAAAACCCAGAGAGGUUUGAUUACUACUCUGUCCUGGGCUCUGAGGGCUUUAACUCAGGGACUCACAGCUGGGAAGUUGAGGUUGGCUACAGUACGGCCUGGAUUCUGGGUGUAGCAGCAGAAUCUGUGCAAAGACAGGGAGUCGCAUCUUUUCAAUCUGGAUUAUGGAGAAUAGUGUUUCAUAAAGAUGAAUACUCAGCGUGCUCAAUACCAAGUGUAAACACUGUUCUUUCAGUGAAGAAGAAGCUCCAGAAGAUCAGAGUUAAACUGAACUGGGAUGAAGAAGAGCUGUCAUUCUUUGAUGCUGAUACUGACACACACAUAGUCACCUUCAGACACACUUUCACUGAGAAGUUGUUUCCAUACUUUAACACAAACCAAGAAUUGCCACUGAAGAUAUUACCAGUGAAUGACUCCACGUAA
Epinephelus moara (kelp grouper) is the source of this 900-nucleotide messenger RNA. RefSeq names its product nuclear factor 7, ovary-like. The record is from RefSeq and is a predicted model, not a curated record. The coding region runs from base 1 to 900 and encodes 299 amino acids. Gene Ontology annotation, molecular function: protein binding. The transcript has a single exon. Lineage: Eukaryota; Metazoa; Chordata; Actinopteri; Perciformes; Serranidae.